AUGUAUGUGCCCAGCUGCGGGCAAGAUUUAAUGGUGGCCAGGUGGAUGUCACUGCUGAUGCUCCUAUUGCUGCUGCAGCUGCCUCAAAUUGUCAGCAAGAAGGCCGACAAUGGAUUGGGUCAGCAGACAAAGGUUCAUGAUGACUAUGGCAUUCCAGAGAACAUUUUCGUUGGUGAAUUUGUCUCUUUCUUUAUUCACGAGUUUAAUGAGAUCACAUAUGAGACAACUCCAGAUCCAGAUAUGAGAGCCUACAUACUGCCGAAUCACUACCACCAAGCCCUUGUCUUUGCAUUUGUCACGAAUGAGAUCAACAGGAAUGCCCACCUCUUACCCAACACAACUAUGUCGUCCAUCUUUGCUCAAAGUGCUCGCAAUCAAAUGGGAUCAUGUUCUGAGACUAUGGAUGUUCUAUUCAAAAGACAAGGGAGUCCCCUGAACUAUAUCUGUGGCAAUACAUACAAUCUAAUGGCCAUCAUAGGUGGGCUCACCUCUCAUAACUCCAGGCAGAUGCCCCAUAUCUUAAAUGUCUACAAGAUGCCACAGCUCAGUUAUGGCUCAUUUGACCCUGCCCUGAAUGACAAAACGCAGUUCCCUUUUGUCUAUCAGGUAAUCCCUAGUGAAAUUCCUCAGUAUGUUGGGAUUAUUCAACUUCUUCAUCAUUUUGGAUGGACCUGGAUUGGUCUUAUUGUUUCAGAUGACGAUAGUGGAGAAAUGUUAUUGAGGGUUCUCAUGCCUUCCCUGCUGCAGAACAACAUUUGUAUUGCUCUUAAGGAAAUAAUUCCAACACUAAAGGGGAGCAGUAGAAUUACGAUGCAAAUUAAGAAGACAAUGGAAAGCAUAGAAUCUAGUCUUUCAUCAAGCAAAACCAAUGUGAUUCUUGUUCACGGGAAUUCACGGUCUAUGGAUGUCUUACGGAUGGUUCUUUCAUUACAAGAAAAUGUUGAAAUGAAACCAAUAGAGAGGGUUUGGAUCAUUACAGCUCAGUGGGAUUUUGCAUCUGUACCCAUUAUUGAUAUGUUCACACCCAAAUCUUUUAAUGGCACAUUGUCCUUCACACUCCAUGCUACCAAUGUGGCAGAAUAUGAGCAGUUCCUUAAGACUUUAAAUCCUUAUCAAAUGAUGCUUUAUUUCAUCCAUUGGUUCUGGUCCACUGUAUUCAACUGCUCAUUCCCCACUUACAACAUUUAUCGAAUAAAUGCAAGAAACUGUACUGGGGAAGAGAAGCUGUGGAGCCUCCCUGGAGCUGUGUUUGAAAUGGGAAUGUCUGGUCAGAGCUACAGUAUCUACAAUGCUGUUUAUGCUGUAGCACAUGCUCUCCAUGCCAUGUUUUCUUCAAGAUCUAUGCAGAAGUCAAUAGGAGACGGAGGGACAUGGAACCUUUCAAAUGUUUACCCAUGGCAGCUUAACUACUUUCUGAAACAGAUCCGCUUCAAUAAUACUGCUGGGGAAGAAAUAUUUUUCAAUGAAAAUGGAAAAUUAGUAACCGGAUAUGAUAUCAUCAACACAGUCAUAUUUCCCAAUCAGUCCAUCCACAGAAUCUGUGUUGGAAGGAUUAACCAACAGGCUUCUGGAGGGAAACAAUUCACUGUCAAUGAAAGUGCUGUUGUGUGGAAUCAGAGGUUUAAGCAGAUCCUACCUAAAUCUACAUGUGUUGAGAGCUGCCAUCCUGGGCACAAAAGGAUCGUGAAACAGGGGGAACAGAUUUGUUGCUAUGAUUGUCCCCAGUGUUCUGAGGGAAUGAUUUCAAACCUGACAGAUGCAGAUCAUUGUGACAAGUGCUCAGAUGAUCAGCAUCCUAACAAGAACCAGGAUCAGUGCAUGCCUAAGCAUAUAAUCUACCUAUCAUACAGAGAACCCUUGGGAAUAAUUCUGACUUCAUUUGUUCUUUUCCUUUCUCUGAUUACUCUUCUGAUAAUGUGGAUCUUCAUUCAACAGCAAGAGACUCCCAUUGUCAAGGCCAACAACUGGAACAUCACCUGCACUCUCCUCACUUCCCUGUUGCUUUGCUUUCUCUGCUCCUUCCUAUUCAUUGGGCAGCCUGGGAAGGUGACCUGCCUUCUCCGUCAAACAGUGUUUGGGAUUGUCUUCUCCCUGGCUGUUUCUUGUGUGUUGGCGAAAACCCUCACUGUAGUUCUGGCCUUCAUGGCCACCAAGCCAGGAAACAGGAUAAGGAAAUGGAUGGGGAAGAGGCUGGCAGUGUCAGUCAUCAUCCUUUGCACUCUUAUUCAAACUGGCAUCUGUGCAGUGUGGUUGGCAACCUCUCCUCCCUUCCCGGAGUUUGACAUGCAUUCACAGACUACCCAAAUCAUUGUGCAGUGCAAUGAAGGAUCAGCCGCCAUGUUUUAUACUGUCCUGGGCUACAUGGGUCUUCUGGCCAUCAUCAGCUUCACUGUGGCUUUCUUUGCCCGGAAGCUGCCUGAUACUUUCAAUGAAGCCAAGCUCAUCACCUUCAGCAUGUUAGUGUUCUGCAGUGUUUGGGUGUCCUUUGUCCCCACCUACUUGAGCACCAAAGGAAAAUAUAUGGUGGCCGUGGAGAUCUUCUGCAUUUUAGCCUCUAGUGUGGGAUUGCUGGGUUGCAUAUUCCUCCCAAAGCUCUAUAUUAUUGUACUUAGACCAGAACUGAAUGCCAGGGAUCAACUAAUAAGGAAACAGAAUUUUGCCAUCUGA
This is a messenger RNA of Podarcis muralis (Common wall lizard), 2667 nucleotides long. RefSeq names its product vomeronasal type-2 receptor 26-like. Gene Ontology annotation, biological process: G protein-coupled receptor signaling pathway. Gene Ontology annotation, cellular component: plasma membrane. Lineage: Eukaryota; Metazoa; Chordata; Lepidosauria; Squamata; Lacertidae. Gene Ontology annotation, molecular function: G protein-coupled receptor activity. The record is from RefSeq and is a predicted model, not a curated record.